AUGACGCGGGAAUCGGAGCCAACCCAGAGAAAGAUUGUUUUGGAAACGACUUCGACAUCAUUCCCUAGCUCUCACAAGAAAAUAGUGGCGCCAAAGGACACACCCUAUUUUGUUGAAAAUGAAUUCCGACUCUCCAGUGCUGAAAGCUUUAUCGAUGUCCACGAUCCCGCUACCAACAACUUGGUGACGAGAGUUCCGCAGAUGAGCAAGCAAGAACUUCAAGAAGUGAUCCGUUCUGCGCAAAAGGCAUUUUCAUCAUGGAAAAACACAUCCGUAAUUGCUCGGCAGCAGGUUAUGUUCCGCUAUGUCGGUCUUAUUCGCGAGAACUGGGACCGACUGGCAGCUGUUAUCACCUUGGAGCAAGGAAAGACAGUCGCAGACGCUAAAGGUGACGUCUUGCGCGGUCUUCAAGUUGCUGAAGCGGCCUGCUCUGGGCCCGAGUACAUGAAAGGCGAAGUUCUGGAAGUGGCCAAAGAUAUGGAAACACGGACUUAUAGAGAGCCCCUUGGUGUUGUCAGUGUCAUCUGUCCAUUCAACUUCCCUGCCAUGAUCCCACUAUGGUGCAUUCCGGUCGCCGCAAUCACAGGAAACACUGUUGUUCUAAAGCCGUCUGAACGAGCCCCCGGAGCUGCAAUGAUUCUCGCUGAACUAGCUGAAAAGGCCGGGUUCCCCAAGGGUGUGAUCAAUGUGGUCCAUGGUGCCCACGACACAGUCAAUUUUUUACUCGACGCACCCGAAAUCAAAGCGAUUAGUUUUGUCGGUAGUAACAAAGCCGGAGAAUACAUCUACGAAAGGGGAUCUGCCAAUGGCAAAAGAGUCCAAGCCAAUCUCGGUGCGAAAAAUCAUGCGCUUAUUCUUCCCGACGCUGAAAGGGACCAAACCCUGGAUUCCAUCAUUGCGGCGGCAUUUGGAGCCGCCGGCCAGCGCUGCAUGGCUUUAUCUGUUGCUGUGUUUGUUGGAGAGACAGAAAAUUGGCUUCCGGAACUCGUGAAAAGAGCUAAAGCUCUCCGUGUCAAUGGAGGAUUCGAAGGCGAAUCUGAUCUUGGACCCGUAGUGACUUUGCAGAGCAAGGCACGUAUUGAGAGACUUGUCGCUAGCGCCACCAAUGAAGGUGCCACCAUACCCCUUGAUGGUCGCGGCUUCAAGCCGGACCUCUAUCCUAACGGUAACUGGGUCGGUCCGACGAUCAUCGCGGAUGUCAAGCCAUCUAUGGAGUGCUAUAGGGAGGAAAUCUUUGGCCCGGUGCUUUCUUGCAUUACAGUGAGCUCUAUUGACGAGGGCAUUGAGUUGAUAAAUGCGAACGAGUAUGGGAACGGUGCUGCUGUCUUCACUUCAUCAGGUAUUCAUGCCGAAAGAUUCAGGAAGAAUAUUGAGGCCGGCCAGGUUGGUGUCAAUGUCCCUAUUCCUGUCCCGCUCCCUAUGUUCUCAUUUACUGGAAACAAGAGGAGUGUCGCAGGUGGGGGUUCCAAUACGUUUUAUGGAAAACCGGGUGUCAAUUUCUACACUCAGUUGAAGACCGUGACAUCGAAAUGGACUAGCAGGGAUGUUGGGCCUUCGAAAAUGGCACUUUCGAUGCCAACACACAGUUAG
Messenger RNA from Penicillium atrosanguineum, 1590 nucleotides. Its product is annotated as CoA-acylating methylmalonate-semialdehyde dehydrogenase. Bases 1 to 1590 code for a protein of 529 amino acids. Gene Ontology annotation, biological process: thymine catabolic process; L-valine catabolic process. Gene Ontology annotation, molecular function: malonate-semialdehyde dehydrogenase (acetylating, [NAD(P)+]) activity; methylmalonate-semialdehyde dehydrogenase (acylating, NAD+) activity. The transcript has 2 exons. The record is from RefSeq and is a predicted model, not a curated record. Lineage: Eukaryota; Fungi; Ascomycota; Eurotiomycetes; Eurotiales; Aspergillaceae. Gene Ontology annotation, cellular component: mitochondrion.